Molecule: messenger RNA, 1416 nt
Organism: Letharia columbiana
Lineage: Eukaryota; Fungi; Ascomycota; Lecanoromycetes; Lecanorales; Parmeliaceae
Exons: 1
Coding region: 1-1416 (471 amino acids)
Biological process (GO): SCF-dependent proteasomal ubiquitin-dependent protein catabolic process
Cellular component (GO): SCF ubiquitin ligase complex
Source: RefSeq, a predicted model, not a curated record
AUGGAGACCAUUACCAACUUUCUCUCAAAUUCCCUCUUUCGGUACCCACGGCGGAAGACCCCAGAAGUGAUAGGCCUCCACAUAACGAUGUCACCAGCAUGCUCUCAUGCCGUGGGGCUGCCUGAAAUUGUGGCUGCUAUUCUGGAGCAGCUGGACAAUGCCAAAGCUCUGUUCGCAGCUCUGCAGGUCAAUAAGCUGUGGGCAGAUGAAGCCACGACACUGCUAUGGCGUGUGGACCCUCCAAUUCUGGCUCUCGCCCGCAUCGAAGACGCCGAAAGGCUCCAAUACUACGCAGACAAGAUAUCGUCCCUGUAUCUUCGGUACUUUGAGAAUGAGGAUGAUGCAUACAAAAAUCAAAUGAAGUUACGGUCCCUACGGUUUCCACGCUUGAACCGAUUACGGACGGAACAACCGGGCGGCAAGGACGAGCAAGUAUUCUUGAAAUACCUACAGCCCAACUUACGGACGUUUGAACCAUGCGGAUUGCCCAUGUCAAAGUUCUUAAUGGAGCAGAUACAAGAACGAUGUCCUGCUCUUCGAAGUCUGUGGAUAGACAACCAGCACGGCCGGUGUACCACAGAUGACCUUCUGCAAUUCUUGAAUGGUAUGCCUUCUCUGACAAGUAUUUGUCUUAUUGACAGCAGGGAAGAGAUCAUAUCUGACGAGGUGUUUGUUCACCUCGCUUCACGACCAAAUCUGGCCGCACUCUGCUUAUACCCAGUUCUGAAGCUGAGCUUCAUCAACGGGAUGCAAGAUAUGGUAGACCAGCCGUUGCCCGAGCUUGUCUACCUGCGAUGCUGGUCGGAGAGCAAAGCCUUCAGUCAACUCAGCCAUUAUCUAACCAGCCUCACGGAUUUGGACCUGCGCUUGGUUGACGCCGCUAGCAAGACAGUAUUCGACAUCUGCUCAUGUACCAGUCUCGUCAAUCUUUCGCUUGACUUUGAUUACCCUCACUUUGAUGCGAAGUCUAACUUUCCCCCAGAAUGUCUCCUCGCACUUGCCAAAAGCUGCCCACAAUUGCAAGAUCUCAAAGUGAUGCACAGUCGGCUUUGCGAAGUGGAUGGUGGUGAUACCACCAAUAUCACCGACGACGUAAUUCAAGACUUCGUAACCUUGCUUCCCGGAUUGAGCUGCCUCAACCUCACACCCAAAACAAGUCUUACGUACCGAGCAUUAGAAAUCCUUGGAAAUGGUUGCGCCAAUUUGAAAGAAUGUCGUUUUGAAGGGAAGUCUUUCAACCUGCGGCUACUUGAAAGUAAUGGUCCUGUGCUUUUUCCGCAGCUUGAGUUCCUAGCGCUCAAGCCUACCGAAGAAGGCCUUUCAGCAGCUAUGGCUAUAGAGAGAUUUCUCCACCAUGCACCACGCAUAAAUGUGUUGGCACUUGCAAAUUCGCAUUGGGACGCUAGAGACGCAUGA